AUGGAAGUAAUUGAAAUAAAAAACCUUGAAAGAAGUUUCUAUGAUUCGUUCCUCUUUUCGUGGAAAUGGUAUCUCUCUUCGUGGAAAUGGUCUCUCUCUCUUCGUGGAAAUGGUCUCUUUCUUCGUGGAAAUGAUCUCUCUCUCUUUGUGGAAAUGAUCUCUCUCUCUUCGUGGAAAUGUUUUGGACAUGUACAUUUCGAUUCGAAAGAAAUCGCGGAAAACUUUUACGGAACUGUUCAAGAAAAUACAUUUACCGUUUAUGAUCAAGAAUUAGACAAAAGGAUCGAGAUGUAUUUUUUACCAUCGAGACCUUACGAAAACUCAAAUGAAGAAAGAAAUUUCGACGAAAACAGGAGAUCAACAGUAGAAAGUAACCGAAGACCAAAUCAAAGAAGUUCACCCUCAUUAACAGUAUCGAAUUUCACGGAGGCACCAGCAUUAUCCUUAUCGACAAGAUUGUCUCACUCUGAAACGACACCAGAAUUACCUUUGACUGAAACAACAUAUUCCAGAACAGUAAAAACUUCUGGUGUAGCAGUAUCGCAACAAAUUGUAGAUGCACCCUCUUUGACAGUCACGGAAGCACCAGGAUUACCUUUGGCCAAAACAACACAAUCCAGAACUGUAGAAUCGUCUGGUGUAGCACCUCUUACAGCGCAACAAAUUUUAGAUUUACGUUUUAAUAAACUAUUUCAAAUUUGUCAGAACACCAAUACCAAAUUAUGUCAAAUUAACGCAGAAUAG
Molecule: messenger RNA, 744 nt
Organism: Dentiscutata erythropus
Lineage: Eukaryota; Fungi; Glomeromycota; Glomeromycetes; Diversisporales; Gigasporaceae
Source: the annotation of a GenBank genome assembly